This is a messenger RNA of Marasmius oreades (fairy-ring Marasmius), 1031 nucleotides long. RefSeq lists its product as uncharacterized. Gene Ontology annotation, biological process: cell differentiation; anatomical structure morphogenesis; regulation of transcription by RNA polymerase II. The transcript has 3 exons. The annotation marks the transcript as partial. The record is from RefSeq and is a predicted model, not a curated record. Gene Ontology annotation, molecular function: RNA polymerase II cis-regulatory region sequence-specific DNA binding; DNA-binding transcription factor activity, RNA polymerase II-specific. Lineage: Eukaryota; Fungi; Basidiomycota; Agaricomycetes; Agaricales; Marasmiaceae.
AUGCACCCGUCAGAAUUGCAGUCUCCUCCGAGGUACAACACCAGCCCACUGCUACAGGAGUCCCGCCAGGCUUAUGAUGACAACUACCAGCUGAGUUUUCAAGAACAAGCACCACCGACAGGGACACUCACAUACCCGCCGGGUCGCCAGAGUUUUACCGCGUCACUCGGUUCCUUUCGAGUAGCACCUCCCCAACUUUCAGUCGAAACGCUUCCGCUUGCCAGUGAAACCCAGGAUCUCCCAGACCCGCCAAUACUCGGAAUCGACAUCAGUGUCCCCGCAGUCGAGAGUAUCUUCAGGGAAACCUAUAGCAUACCCAACACCAUUCCUGUUCAUAUUAAUUCCAUUCCCGACCCGCCUCCACCCUCAUUCACUUAUGUCGCCCUCACUCAGAUAGCUAUUUGGUCGAGUCAGGAGAGGAGACUUACACUGGCCGAUAUAUAUUACGUUCUCGGAAACAGGUUUACGCAUCUUCGUAAUCCCGACACGAUCACCAGGUGGAAAGGAAACAUCCGCCAUCUACUUUCUCUCAAAAAGUGCUUCGUGAAAUCGUCCCAUAAACAGGGUGGUCGGCAUUACUGGACACUCGAUUACCGGUAUUUGAAGGGGGGCGAUAAACGUGAACGAAAGAGGGGAAGAAAUGCUCGCGGCAGUGAUCCCGUUGAAAGUGAGGACGUAGACGAACAGGAUCCGACCAGCAAAGACGAUUCGUCCCCAUCGUCUUCCCCAUCGUCUACAUACUCUCUGAACCGAACCGCAUCCACUUCCACUGCACCUUCAUCAGCUUCGAGCACGAUGGAUAUCCGUUCAGACCCGAACUAUUCCUUGCAUACUCGUUCCCUUCUCCCUUGUCCUUCUUCCUACUCCGUGACUGGAGGAAGCCAGACUUUUAGUCCUGGUCCGGUCGAAAGCUACGAUCCCUCGAUUUACCAGUCUCACCCUCACCAGUCGCGUCAUCCACAGAGUUACCAUCCCGCGUCUGCUACACCUUCAUAUUCUAAUGCCUUUGGACCCAGUCAAUUUUUGACAGA